Messenger RNA from Ziziphus jujuba (common jujube), 1774 nucleotides. Its product is annotated as heparanase-like protein 1. Gene Ontology annotation, molecular function: beta-glucuronidase activity. The record is from RefSeq and is a predicted model, not a curated record. The transcript has 9 exons. Gene Ontology annotation, cellular component: plant-type cell wall; membrane. Lineage: Eukaryota; Viridiplantae; Streptophyta; Magnoliopsida; Rosales; Rhamnaceae. The coding region runs from base 34 to 1596 and encodes 520 amino acids.
AAAGGAGUUUAGGAGUUUGAGUUUCUAAAAAAAAUGGAGUUGAAAGUAUUAUUCUGCUGUUUGUUUGUGUUCUUUUCGUUGAGUUUAGCUGAUAACGUCGACGUUUCAAUUAAUGGAGAAACUGAAAGUGCCACAACUGAUGAAAACUAUAUAUGCGCAACUUUAGACUGGUGGCCUGAUACUGAAUGCAACAAUGGCUAUUGCUCUUGGAUCAAGUCUAGUGUUCUGAAUAUGGAUCUGACAAACAAGCUUAUGAUCAAUGCUAUGAAGGCAUUUGGCAAUCUGAGAAUUAGAAUUGGAGGUUCACUGCAAGAUCAAGUCGUAUAUGAUGUAGGGUAUUCUCAGCAAGCGGGUUGCCCUGAUACAUUCUCACAAGACGGUGGUCGAUAUGGAUAUGGCCAGGGUUGCCUUUCCCAGCAGAGAUGGGAUGAUCUCAAUGCAUUGUUCCAAGAAACAGGAGUUAAAUUGACAUUUGGGUUGAAUGCUCUGGCUGGGAAGCAUCAAUCUACAGAUGAUAAACUUCUUUGGGUUGGUAAUUGGGACCAAAGAAAUGCUCGUGAUCUUAUGGAGUAUUCUAUAUCAAAAGGAUACCAUAUUGACUCCUAUGAACUUGGAGAUGAAUUAUCCGGGACCGGAGUUGAAGCAAGAGUGGACAGUGAUCAAUAUGCUAGAGACAUGAUUCAGCUUAAGAAGUUAGUGACAGAUUUGUACCCUGAUCCUGCCACAAGGCCAAAGGUUAUAGCCCCCGGCGGCUUUUACGACAAAGCUUGGUACGAUAACUUCCUGCAGAAAUCCGGACCCAAUGUGGUGGAUGGUAUGUCCCAUCACAUCUACAACCUUGGUCUAGGGGGUGAUCCUAACCUUAUCAACUUGGUUCAAGAUCCAAUCUACUUGGACAAUAUUGCUCAAACAUUCGAAGAUGCAGAGAAUUCUGUGAGGGAGUUUGCUCCAUGGGCUGAAGCAUGGAUUACCGAAGCCGGUGGUGCUCUUCAGAGUGGUGGCCGGGAUGUUUCUCAUACUUUUGUUGAUGGUUUCUGGUAUUUGGACCAACUUGGCAUGGCAUCGACCUACAAUCAUAAGGUUUACUGCAGACAAGCUUUCCUUGGAGGCAACUACGCUCUUCUCAAUGAACAAUCAUUUUUCCCCAAUCCCGACUAUUAUGGUGCACUUCUGUGGAAUAAUCUGAUGGGAAGUAAAGUUCUUGCUACCAAACACAGUGGCCCUCCUUUCCUGAGAGCUUAUGCUCAUUGCUCAAAGAAUCAGCCUGGUGUUUCACUCCUAUUGAUCAAUAUGUCCAACACUACCGCCUAUGAUGUCUCGGUCAUCGACGACUUCAAUCUGUAUCCUGAUCAACUUGCAACACGCAAAAACGGUCCAGUAUCACAAAGAGAAGAGUACCAUUUGACAGCAGAAGAUGGCUAUAUUCAGAGUGAUGUGGUGCUACUAAAUGGAGUAACUCUGAGUCCAACAGAUCAAUUUGAAAUCCCAACCAUGACUCCAAAUCUUGUGGAUAAUACUGCUCCAAUUUCAGUUGCACCUGAUUCCAUUGUGUUUGUCCGUUUCAGUGAUUUCCAGGCUUCUGCCUGCAGUGCUUAGGAGAUUGUAUUGUGUUUUCUUCAUUUCUUUUAGAGUCCUACAGUUCGUAGGAUGAAGACCAAGAUCAAGUAGUUAUCAUAGGACUUCUUAUUUUUCUUUUAUUGUUAGUCUUUGUUAUAAAUUUUUCAAACAUAAUAAAAAAGAAUCUAUAUAUCUUCUCGAUAUAUAGAAUUUAUUA